CCGCUUUCCCGCCUCAUUCGUAAGGUGCUGAGGCACGAGGAGUUCGAGGAGGGCUGCAAAGCCAGCUGCAACGGCCCUUAUGAUGGAAAAUGGAGCAAAACGAUGGUGGGCUACGGGCCAGAAGACAAUCACUUUGUUGCAGAAUUGACUUACAAUUACGGUAUUGGAGAAUAUCGCCUGGGUAAUGACUUUCUGGGCAUAACACUUGUGUCCAGCCAGGCUGUGAGCAAUGCUAAGAAGAUGGGGUGGCCCCUCAGAGAAGUCACAACUGGUAUUUUUGAAGCUGAAGCCCCAGGAGGAUACAAGUUCUACUUGGAAGACAAGGAACAGCUCAAGCAAGAUCCUGUGCUGAAGGUAACCUUGGGUGUCUCCGAUCUGCAGAAGUCUGUUAACUACUGGUCUGAUUUGCUCGGGAUGAAAAUAUACGAGAAGGAUGAGGAAAAACAAAGGGCUUUGCUAGGCUACGCGGAUAACCAGUGUAAGUUGGAGUUGAAGACUGUUGGAGGAGCGGUGGAUCAUGGGACGGCCUUUGGGCGGAUUGCCUUCUCCUGUGCAAAGGAAGAGUUGCCAAACAUUGAAGCACUGAUGAAAAAGGAGAAUCAGAAAAUUUUAACACCUCUGGUUAGCUUGGACACACCUGGCAAAGCCACGGUGCAAGUGAUUAUUUUGGCUGAUCCUGAUGGCCAUGAAAUCUGUUUUGUGGGAGAUGAAGCAUUUAGGGAUCUGUCCAAGGUGGACCCUAACGGUGACAAAUUGUUAGACGAUGCCAUGGCGGCGGACAACAGUGACAAAUGGUUUGCUGCGCAAAAAAUGAAGAAGGCUUCUGCUUAGCUGGAGAAAAAGGACUGGGCUGCUUGUUCGUGCCUUGGUUUUGAAAGUGAAAGGCCAAUCCUAUGUAACGUGUUGCAUUAUCCCUUCCAGUAAGAGGGUGCCGUAAUAUCCCAUGCUGGUUGGUUUGUGUCUCUUUAAGCUUGUGUCUCUUACUGCUGCUCUCUCCUUUCAAGCAAAUAGCAUGUUCUCCUUCAGAAAAAUUUGGUUGUGCCACAAGGAGCAAGGUUGAGCACGUGGCUUCAAAAACAGGGGCCACCAGUUAAGAGGAAAACCUCAUUUCUCUCUUGUUGUACUUGAAAAAGAAGUUGCUAGCUUCGUUAGAAUAUCCAAUUCUCUAACUAAUUGGCUUUAGCUGUCCUGGAUUUGCAGCUGGUGGAAGAGGUCGCUGUGGCUGUGAGUGUCGCAGGUGCCCCGCUGCCGUGGCAAAGUGUCGGGCUGUGUACGGAGAACUCGAGCAGUUCAGCUAUCGCGGUGAAUGCCUGUUUAUCGGGAACGGAGAAGUUAUCUUGCUAAAGCACGUGAAUAGUCUAGUCUGGAACAAACCCCAUUUUCAUUCCAAGAUGUUUCCCCAGCUUUUGAGGUGAAGUUUUCACUUGAGAAGCGCGUGGUGCGUUUCUCACUGGGGUCACGUUACUGAUGCGGUGGUUUCCACCCCUUACCGAGGAGCCUUCCACAUUCCGGGCGGGAGCUGGGGCUGUGCUUCAGGGCGCGUAGCAGCGCUGCGCUGUCUGCUGAGGUGCCGGGAGGCAGCUUGAAGUGAGCGUAUCAUGGUCUUACAAUUAGCUUUUGAUGAGAAAUGGCCUUCGGAAGUAACAGUUCGGGGUUUAUUCCGUUGGAAUGCAAAGUCACUCUGCUUUUGCUAGUGGAACGAGGGCUGGGAAUACAGGGAGUAAUUACCAGCAUUGUCCGUGUCGGGCACGCUGCCUGGUUUCUAAUCUUUCUUGAUGAAAACCUUUAAGUUUCACAGCGGAAAAGCGGGCACAAUCGGCAGCGUUAGCGGUCACCGAGGCACGUCGGCGCUUGUCGUGAAUAUCCCGAGUUCAAACAGGAACAAUCCCUCGCUGUGAUUCUGUUGCUUGAGCUCUUUGAUUCAAGUUCAGCGACGACUUCCAGUCGUGGUGUCGAUCAAUUUAAAAACGCCGCGCGUAAGCUGCACCCCUGAGACUGGCGCUGCCGCCUGCCCGCGUCGCCCGUAAAAGAAUAAAAGCGAUUCGGAAGGACG
Aptenodytes forsteri (emperor penguin) is the source of this 2053-nucleotide messenger RNA. RefSeq names its product glyoxalase domain containing 4 (gene GLOD4). Lineage: Eukaryota; Metazoa; Chordata; Aves; Sphenisciformes; Spheniscidae. The record is from RefSeq and is a predicted model, not a curated record. The annotation marks the transcript as partial. The transcript is spliced from 8 exons.